AGAUUAUUCGUAUACGGAUGGCAAAUCAGAAGAUGAAAGGAAAAAGCGGCCUCGGACAGCUUUCACAGCAGCCCAAAUCAAAUCUUUGGAAGGGGAGUUCGAGAGAAACAAGUAUUUGUCAGUGGCCAAAAGAUGUCAGCUGUCGAAAACUCUAAAACUCACUGAAACUCAGAUCAAAAUAUGGUUUCAAAAUAGAAGAACCAAGUGGAAAAGGAAAUACACGAAUGAUAUAGAAGUUUUAGCCCAACAGUACUACAAUUCCAUGGGAAUCUUGACCCCAAGACCGAUAUUUUUAGGUGAUAGACUAUGGUUUUUCAAUUAUCCAGGCCAACCCGGCCUAUCGUCGGCCCCUCCCAUGAUGCCCAACAUGGUUCCCCUACCCCCCGGACCCCCCCAAAUGCCGAUGCCCGUGCCCCCCCAAAGACCCUGUGUGAGGAAUUACGUGGAAUACCCACAGCUGGAGAGCCAUCACAAUCCACAGUCCGAGGUUUCGCCUAUGCUGCAGCUGCAGAAUUUCGGAAGGCAUUUCGGGGAUUCUUAGCUUAUUUUUUUCUAAUGUGGUUUUAUUGUAUAGCUUUAAUAAAAUAUUUUUAUAAAAUUUUCCCAGAAAAAAAGGAUUUUUUCUACUACCGUGUUCUCGACAAGGAUGCUACAAUCUUUCAGGCGGAG
Messenger RNA from Phaedon cochleariae (mustard beetle), 669 nucleotides. The record is from the annotation of a GenBank genome assembly. NCBI's taxonomy places the organism in Eukaryota, Metazoa, Arthropoda, Insecta, Coleoptera, Chrysomelidae.